This is a messenger RNA of Mercenaria mercenaria, 2174 nucleotides long. RefSeq names its product interferon-induced protein 44-like. Bases 481 to 1140 code for a protein of 219 amino acids. NCBI's taxonomy places the organism in Eukaryota, Metazoa, Mollusca, Bivalvia, Venerida, Veneridae. The transcript is spliced from 7 exons. The record is from RefSeq and is a predicted model, not a curated record.
UGCCAAUGGUUGUUGUUGUUACAAAAUUGGAUGAACUCAAUGAAAAUUUAAUGAAAGAUGAAAACCACGUUUAUAGAUGUUUGGAGGCUCACGAUGCUAUAAUGAAAUUGUCAGACCUCUUUGGAGUACAGGAGAAAUAUAUUUUCCCAAUAGUGAAUUAUAUAAACGACGUCGAAGUAAAAGAAGACAAGGACAGGCUAGCACUAGAAGCUUUAGACGCAAUGGUUAGACUGACAAAUGACUACCUAGAAGUGCAUAACGAACGAUGGAACAAACAACAUAUUUUGAGAGAUAUGACUGACCUUGGCAAUAACACACUACGUGUCCUAUGUGUUGGAGCAGUAAGUAGUGGAAAGACGAGUUUCAUUGACUCCAUAUUUUCUACCUUAGAAGAGGAGAUAUGCUCAAAAGCAUCGGGAGGGUACAACAGGCGGAAAAUUAAAGGUUGGCAAUGUUCCUUCCACAACUGAAAAGUUUCAGAUGUAUCAGUUAAAAUACAAACACAAGUCAGAAAAUAAACUGCACAGAAGUAGCGUAUUUAUCGGGGAUUUACCUGGUUUUCAAGAACAUUGGGGUAUAAAGUUGGAAGACGUCAAGCAUGCAGUUCGAGGUCACGUUCCAAACAAUUACAAAAUCAAAUACGGAAUAAACAGGGAUUCAAAAGAAUUCACAAAACGCCCCGAGAAGAAAGACAAGGUGAACUGUGUUUGUUUGGUUUUUGACAUUUCUACGCCUGCUGACGAACUGCCAGGUAAAAUACAGGAAACUUUCAAGAGUUUCCAACGAUGGCUCCUUGAUAAAAAGAUUCCGUACAUUGUCAUUCUGACUAAAUGUGACCUAUUGAACACUGAUGUAGAGGAAUGCAAGUAUCGGGUAUUUGAAAACAACACUUUAAAAGUAAACAAAGACAAACUCAUACAGAUGUUUGGCUUCAAACAAAGCAAAAUGUUUCCAGUUGUUAACUAUAUCCAUGAAGAUACAGUUGUACCGGAGUGUGACGCGUUACUUAUUGCUGCUCUAAGAGAAAUUCUGAAACUUGGAAAAGACUGUUUUGAGGAUUUGGAUGACAAUGUUUCUGAUGACAGUGAUAACGAAGAAAAUGGAUCAGAGGAUCGAGAGACAAAUAAAGCCAACAGCUAGUUUAGUGACAUAUUCAAAAGCGUCUAAUGAUAAAAAGACGAAACAUUGAAAAAUGUCAUAAACCUCUAACUUCUGAAGUGUCUCGAUAAACAACAUAAAUUUAGGUCCUAUAUAGAGAUUUUUAAUUAGGCUUAUUGAUAACCGAACAUUUUUAAAGCAAAAAGGCACGUUUUAUGAAUAAUAUGGAAAAUAGUUUACAUCAAAACUGUAUUUGUGAAAUGGUCAUGCAAAAUAAAAACACAGAGAUAAUGAUACUUUUUUCACCUUGAGAUAAAAAAAAACAAUGAUUUGUAUAUACAAAAUACGCAAACAGAAUUUUUGUAUGUAAAAUGCUUUAUUUUGACCCAAUAUAUGCGGAAAAAAAUUGAUCGCAGACAUCUCUCUUGGUUAUCUGCUUUUGCCGAGAUGAGAUAAAUGAAAAUUCAAAGCCAACCGAAGAUCUAAAGGUCAUGCCCAUGUAUAUCUUGCUCUUACUUUGUUUAUUGUCGCAAUGGCCAUUAACUCACCAUUGUCUAUGAUCUCUUUAAUCAUUGACGCACAUGAAAACAAACGCAUAUGAUCGCUUAUCAUUCAUGGUCGCAACGGCCAUACACGCGCAGCAUUACACAUAUAUGUUUAUGAUCACAAUAACCAUAAACGCAAAUGUCUACGAUUACUAUAAUCAUAGAUGCACAUGACUAUAACUGUUAUAUAUGUUUACGAUCGCAAUAACCAUAAACACAUCUGUCAAAAUAAGUGGAUACAUGGGUUUACCUCUUAGCAUAGCCACUCGAGCGAACCCCGGCCUCUUAUUGCUAUCAUUGAAUUUGAAGAUGCUUGAUGGAAUUUCCUCCCUACUCCAGUAACUUCCCCAUAAUGAACCAAGAUCAGGGGAAGUAAUCCAUCCAAGACCUUAAAUAAUAAACAUUGCCUUACCUUAAACUGUGGUACAAAGGACGAUUUAACCAACCGCUCCACUUGUCACUUGGUGAAUAUUUUGAAUCUGAUUACUUGCAUUUGACCCAGCUUGCGGGCAGUUAAACUUGCCACGAUAA